This is a messenger RNA of Capsaspora owczarzaki ATCC 30864, 1677 nucleotides long. RefSeq lists its product as hypothetical. Bases 1 to 1677 code for a protein of 558 amino acids. The transcript has a single exon. The record is from RefSeq and is a predicted model, not a curated record. Lineage: Eukaryota; Filasterea; Ministeriida; Capsasporidae.
AUGCGUGAGCGGCAGAACGAGUCGUUGAUGCAGCGCGCGGCGCGAUUCCGAGGAGCAGCGACCCACGCGCGGGCACAGGGCGACUAUGUGCGCGCACUGGAGCUCCAUGCACGGGCGAGCGAGCUGCUGUGGAUGAGCCAGGCGCUCGAGACGCGACGGCCGACCAUGGCCGAAGCGCAAUGCAAUACGCAGUCCUACCCAAGAACGAUGACCGGGACGACGACCAAGGCACCAACCGCCGCCGCCGCCGCACCCAGCUCCAUUGGCUCAGUUGGAAUGACAGAUCAUGCUGAUGGCGCCUCGCAUGCAAGAAUCCAGGACAAUCUGGCGACCGGGCUGCUGGCUGCGAGCGCUCGGCCGCAACCGUCCCCGUCAGUAUUCCAGCAGACCCAACACCAAGCUUCUCCUCCUCCUGCCUCUUCUACAACUUUGACUCGCCAUGGCGACAACAACCAUGCGCGGCUAACGAAUGCGAAAUUGGCCAUCGGUGCGCCGGAACGUCAAGUCGUGCAGGAGACGGUUCGGAAAAUGUUGCUCGAGCACGAAGCCGCCGUGAUGGAUUUGCGUGAGCGGCUCAGAACUCAGCUGCUGGGUGUAAAGUUGCCACCAGAGCUCGAGGAACCUGUGUGGCACCCAGGCGACGUUGCUGCCAACCAGACAGCCGCAAUUGCGGCUGCUACAAGGACGCCAGAGCCUCGGCAGCCCGGACAACGCCCCGAAGAUUUGACGCCUCGAAAGCAAUCCCACCCCAUUUUGCCACCAUCGGCCAUGAUCCUGCCUCCGCCCGUGCUCCCACCCACCAUCGUUCCAGCAUCUCCGGACGAUGGGGACGACGAUAUCGAGGAGCACAUGUUCAAGGACUUGAUGUCGCGCAUGGACAAUAUCUUCAAACGCUUCCCCACGCCAAUGCAAAUUGCGGCCACCGUCGCCAAGGCCAUCGGGCAGGAGCCUCAGGAGGUAAGACCAGCCAUGGCCCAAAAGUUUUCCGGCACGGUUCUACCUGCAGAGUCCUUCAUGCUUGUUGAUCAUCGACGAUCUCCUGGUGUCCGUGUCGACGCGCGAGGUGUCGACGCGCGAGCCGCAGCGGUGCCAGGACCAGGCGUCUCCGCCGCCCCAGCCUCCGCCGCGUCGCCUUCUUCCAUCACCCCGAGCAGCAUCUUAUCGGCAGUCGCUGCGGCGGUCAUUCCAUCGGCUGCUGCACAAUCCACGACGCCGACAUUGACCAGCAACAACUUUUUGCCAGGCAAGUCGGCGCCCUCCACCAACAACCCGUCCAAUAAUGUCACACAAGAGCUCAUCAAAGAGCUCGACAGUUUGCGGCAGCGCAGCGCCGAACUUGCGGCCGAGAACGAACAACUGCGUUCGGUUGCCGCGCGUGCCCAGCGCAUGACUGAGAGCGUGCAACAAAUGAAGGCUGAUGUCUUCAAGGAGAUGCACACGUAUCACCAACAGAAUUUGAUGCAAAAGAGCGUCAUGAUUGCCGCGCAGCACAUGCAUCCAUCCAUGCCAGCCUCCAUGCUGCGGUCGAACGCGUUUGUGUCUUCGUCGCAAAUGCUCCCUCCACCACAACGGGGGCACAACUCGCUGGCCUCUACCUCGGCAACAACCAUAGGCGCUAGUUCUACCGCGUCGUCUAGCUCGUUCAAGGCUGCGAAUGCUGCAAAAUCGAGUCGAUAG